Molecule: messenger RNA, 9510 nt
Organism: Talpa occidentalis (Iberian mole)
Lineage: Eukaryota; Metazoa; Chordata; Mammalia; Eulipotyphla; Talpidae
Gene: SEMA3A
Product: semaphorin 3A
Exons: 22
Coding region: 847-3165 (772 amino acids)
Biological process (GO): positive regulation of neuron migration; neural crest cell migration; motor neuron axon guidance
Molecular function (GO): chemorepellent activity; semaphorin receptor binding; neuropilin binding
Source: RefSeq, a predicted model, not a curated record
AAGCCGUCCAGGAACUGAAGCACUUGGCAUGGCCUGUGCACCACGGUGGGCCAUGCUGCGAUGAUUCCAGAAAAAAGGUGGCUUUAAUUUUGAAGGUCGCAUAGAUGUAUGGCAAAGUUUGCAGUGUGUUUCGAGUACCUGCCUACAAAGAAAUGUGUGAGGUUAAACAGCUGUCCUGUUUCCACCCUUCCAUGGCGGUGAAAUUCGCCGAGGACGGCAAAACACAACUUCAACAUGGAGGCAGGCGGGCAUAGAAGAAGGAGUAGGCGUUUUAGUGACCUGCCUGCCCUAUUGGCCCCAGAGACAAUGAGAUGUUGAUAGCUGAUGCUCGUCCUCUCUCGCCUACCCCUCAGUCUCCGGGAGCUUCCUCACCCCAGCCGCCAACAACUCAGCCUAAAACACCACCCUCACGGCCUUGCAGCCUUCUCGAUGGCUUUUUGAUAGUGUUUCUGGUGAACAGGAUGAAAUCUGCUGGGACAUUCCACUCUCUCUGGAACAUGCAGAAGGGAUCCUGGGAAAUAUGACUGAAGACAGCAAAGAUUACAGAGAUUAUAGCCUUCAGUUCAUGAAUAUUCCAGGACACAGAUUACUGCACCCAAAUAGGGUAUUGGAAAUGCAAUCAGUGGGACAGUUUGUGAAGUAACAAAGUGAAAUAUUCAGAAAGAAGAGACCCUUUUGCAGGGUGCUUUAAAUGUAGCUGCUUAAAAUAACCCAUUGGACCAAACAGAUGUACCUCAAGAAUUAAGACACUUUCCUGGAAAGAGUUUCCAGAUUGUUUGAACUUCUCUGGCCGCACAAUACAGGAGGGAAGACUGAAGCAGCAUAGGGACUCACAGUCUCUGCAGCAUGGGCUGGUUCGCUAGGAUUGUCUGUCUUUUCUGGGGAGUAUUACUUACAGCCAGAGCAAACUAUCAAAAUGGGAAGAACAAUGUGCCAAGGCUGAAAUUAUCCUACAAAGAAAUGUUGGAAUCCAACAAUGUGAUCACUUUCAAUGGCUUGGCCAACAGCUCCAGUUAUCAUACCUUCCUUUUGGAUGAGGAACGGAGUAGGCUGUAUGUUGGAGCAAAGGAUCACAUAUUUUCAUUCAACCUGGUUAAUAUCAAAGAUUUUCAAAAGAUUGUGUGGCCAGUAUCAUAUACCAGAAGAGACGAAUGCAAAUGGGCAGGCAAAGAUAUCCUGAAAGAAUGUGCUAAUUUCAUCAAGGUGCUUAAGGCUUAUAAUCAGACCCACUUGUACGCCUGUGGAACAGGGGCUUUUCAUCCAAUUUGCACCUACAUUGAAAUUGGACAUCAUCCUGAGGACAACAUCUUUAAACUGGAAGACUCACAUUUUGAAAAUGGCCGUGGCAAGAGUCCUUAUGACCCAAAAUUGUUGACAGCAUCUCUCUUAAUAGAUGGAGAAUUAUAUUCUGGAACAGCAGCUGAUUUUAUGGGGCGAGACUUUGCCAUUUUCCGAACUCUUGGACACCACCACCCAAUCAGGACAGAACAGCACGAUUCCCGGUGGCUCAAUGAUCCAAGGUUCAUUAGUGCCCACCUCAUCCCAGAGAGUGACAACCCCGAAGAUGAUAAAGUAUACUUUUUCUUCCGUGAAAAUGCAAUAGAUGGAGAACACACUGGAAAAGCCACUCAUGCUAGAAUAGGUCAGAUAUGCAAGAACGACUUCGGGGGACAUAGAAGUCUGGUAAAUAAAUGGACAACAUUCCUCAAAGCUCGUCUGAUUUGCUCUGUGCCAGGUCCAAAUGGCAUUGACACUCAUUUUGAUGAACUACAGGAUAUAUUCCUAAUGAAUUCUAAAGAUCCUAAAAAUCCAAUUGUAUAUGGAGUGUUUACAACUUCCAGUAACAUUUUCAAGGGAUCGGCCGUGUGUAUGUAUAGCAUGAGUGAUGUGAGAAGGGUGUUCCUUGGUCCAUAUGCUCACAGGGAUGGUCCCAACUAUCAGUGGGUGCCUUAUCAAGGAAGAGUCCCCUACCCACGGCCGGGAACUUGUCCCAGUAAAACAUUUGGUGGAUUUGAUUCUACAAAGGACCUUCCAGAUGAUGUUAUUACAUUUGCCAGAAGCCAUCCAGCCAUGUACAAUCCAGUGUUUCCUAUUAAUAACCGCCCGAUAAUGAUCAAAACAGAUGUAAAUUAUCAGUUUACACAAAUUGUAGUAGAUCGAGUUGAUGCAGAAGAUGGCCAGUAUGAUGUCAUGUUUAUUGGAACAGAUGUUGGAACCGUUCUUAAAGUAGUUUCAAUUCCUAAGGAGACUUGGCAUGAUUUAGAAGAAGUUUUGCUGGAAGAAAUGACAGUUUUUCGGGAACCAACUGUUAUUUCAGCAAUGGAACUUUCCACUAAGCAGCAACAGCUGUAUAUCGGUUCCAGCGCAGGGGUUGCCCAGCUGCCGCUGCACCGCUGCGACGUGUAUGGAAAAGCCUGCGCGGAGUGCUGCCUGGCUAGAGACCCCUAUUGCGCCUGGGACGGCUCCGCCUGCUCCCGCUACUUUCCUACUGCCAAGAGACGUACAAGACGACAAGAUAUAAGAAAUGGUGACCCACUGACUCACUGUUCAGACUUACAACACCAUGAUAAUCACCAUGGCCACAGCCUUGAAGAAAGAAUCAUCUAUGGAGUAGAAAACAGCAGCACGUUCCUGGAAUGCAGCCCAAAGUCACAGCGAGCCCUGGUCUACUGGCAAUUCCAGAGGCGAAAUGAAGAGCGAAAAGAGGAGAUCAGAGUGGAUGAUCAUAUCAUCAGGACAGAACAAGGCCUCCUACUGCGCAGUCUCCAGCGCAAGGAUUCAGGUAAUUACCUCUGUCAUGCUGUGGAGCACGGAUUCAUGCAAACGCUUCUUAAAGUGACCCUGGAAGUCAUUGACACAGAGCAUUUGGAAGAACUUCUUCAUAAAGAUGAUGAUGGAGAUGGCUCGAAGACCAAAGAAAUAUCCAACAGCAUGACCCCUAGCCAGAAGGUCUGGUACAGAGACUUCAUGCAGCUCAUCAACCACCCCAACUUGAACACAAUGGAUGAGUUCUGUGAACAAGUUUGGAAAAGGGACCGAAAACAACGUCGGCAAAGACCAGGACACACCCAAGGGAACAGUAACAAAUGGAAGCAUUUACAGGAAAACAAGAAAGGUAGAAACAGGAGGACCCAUGAAUUUGAGAGGGCACCCAGGAGUGUCUGAGCUGCAUUACCUCUAGAAACCUCAAACAAGAGGAAACUUGCCUAGACAAUAACUGGAAAAAAAUGCAAUAUACAUGAACCUUUUUCAUGGCAUUAUGUGGAUGUUUACAAUGGUGGGAAAUGCAACUGAGUUCCGCCAAUUAUAAAUUAAGUCCAUGAGUAACUAAUCUAACAGGCUUUCUUCCUAAUACCAACACCUAAAAGAGGUCAGGUGAACACAAGCGUUCACUUUAGCAGACUUAAUGUUUCCUAUAAGAUUUCAUUGUAUAGGUUUCACUUUCUUCUUUGCCUGAGAAAUAAAAAUGUCACUUGCCAUAUCACCACCUAAAGAAGAAAACCGCAUCAGCAAAGCCAUUUUAUUGAACUAAAAGUUUAAAAUAAAACUGCAUGGAUUUACUAAGCUGAUGGUUAUUCCAAAAUGUGGUUGGAUUCAAGGAUACGUUUUUGUCUACCAGCACUCGUGUUUAUAUGUACUGGAGGAGUAAAAUGAGUAAAAUGAUACUGAAUGAAAUGGUCUGUGGAAAUAUAAAAAACAUAAACCAUCCAUCAUCCAGAAAAAAAAAAUGGAAUACACUGAUCUACUACUGAUGUCUUCUUUCAGCUUUGAUCUAAAGAUGUAUUUUAUUAAAACUAUAAUUUAAGUGUACCAUGACAAAUAUGCAGUAAAAAAUUAGCUCUUUUCUAAGCUAGAGUAGGCUUUUGUCUUACAAUUAUUGUGCUAUCUAGUUUUUGUUUUAAAAUUCCAACUGUGUGCUGCUUUUUUUUCAACAUUUUCUUUUCAGUUCUGCAGGAAGGGUAGCCAAUAUUGUCCUAGAAACACACAUACAUUAUUAACAGUUAAUUCCUUAAACCUGGAUAUAAAUUAAGCUUCAUUUCUCUGAGGAAUUCAAACAAGUAGCAAUUCCCUUUAAGUAUUAUAUAAAUUAAUUUUAAUCUGCAUAAUGUUUUUAGAAAAACAGAGCAUUUAACCAGAAUAAAAAGGGAAGAAACAAAUCAAUUUGUUAAAUGUAUUUUAUUGUACCUAAUGGGUCAUUGAAGUGAAAAAGAACUGCAUAUUCCAUGAAUACAAUAAGCAUUGUUUUAAUAGUGUCGAUAGAAAAUGUCUCUUUAUUCUGUCCUUCUUUAAUCCCUGCAUAUUUAAGGCAUAAAACUCUUCAUGAUUCCAUUAGAAAUACUUGUUUCACCUUUUUUUGAAAAGAGAAAGAACAGUAAUAAUUCUAACAACUUAAAAGCAAAUUUGCCAACUCUGUUUACAUAUGUAUUAGCUGCCACUUACCUUGUUUAAGACAGUUAUCUCUCUUAUUAAAGAACAUAUGGUUCCUUUUAUGUCAAUAGGAGUGAUUUUUAUACAACUGUUUUCCAGGACAUAACCCACAUUUAACACUUGCAAAAUUUUGUCUUCUGCACAAUUUUUCAAAUAUUAUAAAAUAUUCACUUAAGACUUGCCUCCUUCUCUGUCCUAAGAUGAUUCUUUGAGAAUCAUUGACUCCAAGAUGUAUAAGAUCUUCACCAGUUUCUUUCGCGCUGAAAUCACCUUUCCAAGAACCCCUUCCUAGGUCCUUCAUCAUGCACAAAAAAAUGCAAAGAGACGUUUUACUGGUAAUUAAUGAAGCAACAUUGAAAUUCUAACUCUAGCUGUCUUGGAAUUCUAAUUAACUCGGUAUUAAUUUCUCACCUCAGAGUAGAGUGAAGUUUUAAAAUAACUCUCUAUCAGUUGAAUUAUUUCACAGAUGGAAACCCAUGUUUCAGUUUUAAUGAUUACUUUGAAUAUACAAUUUGUUGACACUCAUUUCAAAUGAAAACCUAAAAAUAUUCUACACUCAAUUUUAGGCGCCAUUGAUUAGUAUGGUGUUACUUUUGAAAGCACAUUCUCAUUUAGAAGCUGAGAUGUUAGAUUAUUUUAAGGACACACUCCUGUGGAGGAAAAAAAUGUCUAAAAUAUAAAUUCAAGAACAGUGUGCUCCAAAAAUAAGUCCAUUUUUUAUUUUCAUAGAAUAUAUUAACUCUACUAAAAUUCAUUGCUGCAUUUCAUUCUCAGUUUGCCGCUGAAACAAACUUACUUGCAAUAACAGAAGUAUGCUAUUUCUUAUCAGUCCUCAAAAAUAAAGGAUUUAAAAGGAUAGAUAUUAUAACUACAAGUAUACCUUCCAAUAUAUGUAUGCAUUUUGUUUAGCAAUAUGAACUAACAAUAGAAAGUCUAGACUUUAAUUAAAAUAAAUAAACACAAACAAAUCCACUGGCAUGUCUUCAUAAAUCAUCACAUCUACAUUUUCAAAGAAAAUUAUAGGUACAACUUUUGGAUAGAUAAUUUCUAUUCACAUAUAAUCUCCUGCCACUGUGUAUUGAGAGGGGGCAGUUUACACAAAAAAUAACAUCCCAUUUAAUUUAAUUAUAAUAGACUUUGGCAUAUGCAUGUAUCAUCAAAGUUGAAACUUUGUUAAGAGACUGGGUGUGAUGUUAAGCAAAUUAUGGUGGUCAUCUUAAAGUAGGAAAAAGGUACAUCACAACAGAGAAAUUAUGGCCUACUUGAAAUCAAAUGUAAGACAUAAAUGCAUGUAAAUGCACACUUAAUGCUACUUUUAUGUAUUAUUUAGUGAUUUUCAAUGGUAUGUGUUUAAUAUUUUUGCUACCUACACAUUAGGCAAAGAGAUGUAAAUACUUUUGAAAAGAAGAGGAAGAACAGUGUAAAAUGCAACUUUUUUAUGGGUACUCCAUUUCAAUGUGCUCAACAUCAUCCUAAAAUGCAAGAUUUUUCCACACAGGUGACGAAGUGGUAUAUGUGCUAUUUCAGGGUAGAAAGUGUGCACCCAUUUGAUAAGCAUGUUUUUUGCCAGAUAGUAAAAAUGUUCCAUAUCUGUAUCUAUCAUUGCAUUUCAGAUGGGAACUAGAAAACUGGAGAGAAAAAAUGUAAUGGAAUUGCUGCUGUAAAUUAUUCAUUUUAGCAUGUAUUCAGUUGCUAAAUACACAUUUCUUCAAAAUAUUUGAAUUCAGAUGUCUUUACUAUUCCUUGUAGGAUAUGAUUUCAGGGGACAUAAUUAUAGAAGAUGUUAAGACCCACAAUCAUAUUUCUUCAUUUUAGUUUUCUGUAAACUAGGUACUGUAUUUAUGGUGGUGAUUUGAAUUUUUAUGCCCAUUAAGUGAAAUACUACUAUUUUUAUGUCAUACCUAAAAAGGAAAUGUGGGGGUGAAAUUCUAUAGUGUGUUUUAUCAUCAUCAGUUUGAUUUCAUCAUGAUAUCUAAAGAUGCCUGAUGAUUGUUACUGAGAUUAUCCUAAAGAUCAUCAGCAAGCAUUUUAUUAAUAUGGAGUUAUUAGUAUAAUAUUUUUAAAUUUUGGUUUUAUUAAUUCAUUAUCUAAACACAACUUGCAUUCACUUUAAUGGAAAUUUAUCAGUUUCAUGGUUUCCAAGACACAUUUCACAACUAGGAUUCGAUGUGAUCUUACUGUAUAACACCAUUGAGAUAUAAAUUGGCCUAAUGCCAGACAAACAUGCUUUUUAGUUUAGCUUUGUAAUAAUUAUUUGAAUCAAUGCUAAUGUUUGCAAAAUAUGUUUCAUAAAGAAGAAAAUAUUUUAAAUUUACUUUUAUAAACAUCCUUACAUCCUUGUUUAAAACAAUAUAAGAUUUCACAAUAUAGAUUUCUCUGCUCAGGUGUGGUCACCAUAGUUUUCCCAGCCCCAAAGUGCCCACAGCCUUCACCACUCCUCCCCCUGUUCUCUACUCCCCUCUGAAAAUGUUAUUUUUAUAAGCCUGAAAAAUCCUAUUUGUUUAUUUGAUUUCCAACAUCUUCUCUGUCUUAAUUUACUUAAUUUACUUUCUCUGUGUUAAUUUACUUUGUUUAAAUUAAUCUAUUAAGACGACCUCUAAAAGAAAGAGAGAAUGAAGUAGCAGAAAUGGUGUCUCACAUAGUAUGGCAACUUUCAGAAUGAUCAUGACCAAAGCAAAAGGCUUGUUUACAUUUUAAAUGUGCAGGCACACCCAGAGGCAGAGUUAACAAAUAGAAUCAAACAAAGCAAAAGAAUGAGUUUGAAAAUAAAUUGUACUUCUACAUACAUUACCCUGUACAAUCAGAUUUCUACCUGUUAAAUUCUACUUACAGAUCUUUCUUAUAUACAGUAAGCAGGCACUGGGUAGAUGAUGUGGCUACUGACAUGAGUGAGACAUAAUGCUGGACAUCAAGGAACUCACAGUGAAAUAAAGGAAACAGAAACGAACACUAUUUACCAUCAUCUUACUGGGCAAGCCCCUCCUGAUCUUUCCAUACCUAGAUUAACCUAACCACCUCUCUAUGCUAAAACUGUGCCUUGUAUAUACUUUUUUAUUGCCACACUUUAUCACCAAAGUAUAAUUUCUUUGUCCCCUUCUCCCUUUCUAGACUGUAAGCUCCAUGAGGGCAGGUUUUGUAUCUAAUUUAUUUCUACCCCCCCCAACCCCCCCAACCCAGUGCCUAGUAUGAUGUCUAGCCCAGAGAAGGAGCUCAAUAAAUCAUUGUUGGAAAGAACCAGGUUAAAAUGUGAUAAGUGCCAAAUGCAAGCUCACAAAAAAAAGUAUUAUAUGAUCACACAAGAGGGAGGAUUUAAUUUAAGGAGAGAGAGCAUGGAAAGAUUCAGGAUAUAAAUGACAUGCAAGCUGUGAAUUGAAAUAUAAGUCAGAUGAAGUAACAGAUGAAGUAAAAGAAGGGCAAUCUAGGCAGGGGGCUGGAGAGGUGGGAAAAAUGCUUUUAUUGUGGGAACAAGUGUUCCAAAUGGAGAGAUCACAGGGUUCAGAAAAGUAAAAUGUCCCCCAACUGAGGCCAAAUUGUACAUUUGGUUUUUCUUGACUUUUGAUGUAUUGCCCUCUAUUUGUACCCCACAUUUUCAUCAUCGGCACAUGGUGUGCCACACAUUUCUUCCUUCCACCUCUUCACCCCUUUUGCUAUCCCUCGCAACCUUAACAUCUUCAUGUUGAUCUUUUUUCUCUUUAUUUAUUUAUAUAUAUAUUUGAUCUUUUUUCUCUUUAAUCAGCUGUGGUCUCAGAACUAGUUACACAACCAUUAUCAAACUAAUUUUCGUAUCAAAAUCUCCUCUCUAGUUCAACCUACCAUGUGCCAGGUGGAAUGUGAGAUUCGGCAGAUGAAUUACUGGGAGCAGAGAGCUUCAUCAGGCUGACCCUUCUGUGCUCUAACCCAGGUCAAAUCAAGUUUCUCUUAUAUUUCACCUACCUACAGCAUUAGCUCACUCAUUUAGUAUUAGACUGCUGGGUCACAGCUUCCAACAUUGCCUUGCUAAUUAGCAACAUGAUUGAUUCUUAAACAUUCACUGAAGUAUUCAAACAUUAAACCCUGUGUUUGAUUUUCAGUGGGUAAACUAGGUGGAGUUCUUUGUAGCUAAGUAAUGAUGCAGGUGAGGUUAGCACACAUAAUGAAUAAGCAAAGAUGCCUUUGUUUGUUAAACAAACAAAAAAGAGAAAAUGUAAAAAUGAGAAGGCUUAGCUGCAUCUUGAAUCUGUCAACCUCAUACCACCAUUAUGCUAAACUGUCAUUUUUUUUUCUCAUAUAACAAAAGAAUGUAUUUUAUUUCUCUUAAUCUAGACAUUAUAUUUAUAGGCACAUUGUUUAUUCACUAUCUAAGCAAAAGUUUUCAUAAAUAUGCUCAAGUCAUCACAAUUUGGGUAAUUUUGAAGUCUCAAAUUUCACCCUUUCUUUGUAAAUCUCACUGAAGCAUUAGGCCUCAAGUAAGUGCAUUUUAAAAAAAUCCAUGUCAUUUUUGCAGCUCACAUCUUAAAUGUUUUGAUUAUUUUGUAGAUAACUAAUUCCACAGAGACCAAACCAUUUUUUGACAAGUUUUGUGUCUAAAAUUAAACAGAAUUUCUACUUUAUGGUUUUUUCACACUGAGUUAUUUUGUUAGUGCUGAAGUUUCCAUCUCAAUUUAGCCCUACUGAGCAAAACCAUUUUUUUUUAAUUGAGCUAACAUUGGUUUACAAUGUUGUACAUGAUUUAGAAGUAUAGGGCUUUUUUAAAAAUACCUCAAUUUUUAAGAGGUUUUUAUCCUUGAAUUUCAAAAACAAUUUUAUUAGUCUUCAAAUAUUUUUUAUUUCUUUAUGCAAUGUUUUAGUGCCACUAUUAAAUGCAUUUUGUGCAAUGCUGAUGAAUGUCAACAAUUAAUAUUGGUCUCUAUGUACCGUUCAAUAAAUUGCACUUGAAUUUAGAUACCUACUAAAAAGGUAUUUCUGUCUUUCAAAUGUGUGCAGUUUCAAAAACAUUGCUCAUUUUCUUCUUUGCAUUACUUUUGAACCUAAUAAUAUGUUAAAAAUUAUUAUGUUGUAUUUGGUUCAGGAAGCUACUAAAUUAAUACCUUGUGAAUUAUACAG